CGCCCCCCCCGCCAUGUCGCGGCCGCCGGUGCGGGUGCUGCGCCUGGGGCUGCGGCCCUACGCCGAGGCGCUGCGGGUGCAGGAGCGCUGCGUGCGGGCGGCGCGGGCGGCGCGGCCCGGCCCGGUAGCGGAGCCGAUGGCGGAGCCAGUGGCGGCCCCGGGCCCGGUGGCGGUGGCGGGGGAGAGCGUGGUGCUGAGCGAGCCGGCCGGGCCCGUGUACACGUGGGGGCUGCGGGGCGCGCCGGGGCCGGCGGAGGCGGCGGGGCUGCGGGCGCGGGGCGCGGCGCUGGCGGCGGCGCGGCGCGGCGGGCGGAUCACGUUCCACGGCCCGGGGCAGCUGCUGGCCUUCCCGGUGCUCGACCUGCGCCGCCGCCGCCUGCCGCUGCGCGGCUACGUGGCGGCGCUGGAGGCGCUGGUGCUGCGGCUCUGCCGCCGCCUGGGCCUGGCGGCCGCCCGCGCCCUCCCGCCGCCCUUUACCGGCGUCUGGGUGGGCGACAGCAAGCUGUGCGCCAUCGGGGUGCACUGCGGGAACCACAUCACCUCCCACGGGCUGGCACUGAACUGCUGCACUGACCUCACCUGGUUCGACCACAUCGUCCCCUGUGGGCUGGAGGGGAAAGGCGUCACCUCGCUGAGCCGGGAGCUGGGGUGGCAUGUCACCGUCGACCACGUCCUCGAGCCCUUCCUCGACUCCUUCCAGGAGGUGUUCGACUGCAGCUUGGUCUUUUCAGAAGACCCCGGGGACUAGGAGAGCCAUGGCGCCUUGGCUGGGUGUUUUGGCAAACCCUCAGCGCGUCUGAUGAACAGCGCAGCAGCUGCCCUGGGCUUUGUUGCAAGACGAGCGCUCUCGUGCCUUUGCCUGUAGACCACGUGUGAACGGUGGCACAGAGGGGUCUGGGCUGAUGCUUAAACAUCCGUGCUCUUCCCAGCCCCAUGGGGCUCCAUCCCUUGGCUGAGACCUCCAAGGGUACCUGUCACUCACUGGGGAGGUGCUCAAAUAGGUGCUUUUGUGGGGGGUUUCUGCCUCUCCCCCUUCCAAAAAGCCAGGAUUUGGGUUAAUGCUCAUGUGCCCUUUGGACGAGAGGAAGAAGGACCAAGUUGAGCAGAUUUCCCUUGCUGCCGUGUAAAGAGAGGCACAUUUUCUAUAGAGAGUAAAAGAGAGUUGCUGAGAA
Messenger RNA from Falco peregrinus (peregrine falcon), 1172 nucleotides. It is a transcript of the gene LIPT2, whose product is annotated as lipoyl(octanoyl) transferase 2. Gene Ontology annotation, biological process: protein lipoylation. The record is from RefSeq and is a predicted model, not a curated record. Bases 14 to 748 code for a protein of 244 amino acids. Gene Ontology annotation, cellular component: mitochondrion. The transcript is spliced from 2 exons. Gene Ontology annotation, molecular function: lipoyl(octanoyl) transferase activity. Lineage: Eukaryota; Metazoa; Chordata; Aves; Falconiformes; Falconidae.